This is a messenger RNA of Angiostrongylus costaricensis, 306 nucleotides long. NCBI's taxonomy places the organism in Eukaryota, Metazoa, Nematoda, Chromadorea, Rhabditida, Metastrongylidae. The record is from the annotation of a GenBank genome assembly.
GUUAUCGAAGGAGCCAUAAUGUCGUUAGAUAAUCUGUCGGCGUUGGAUCCGAUUCUCACUAAUCUCGGACGUCGUCACGGCAAGCUCGAAGCAAGCGGGAAAUUUCGAUCCUACUACUGGACCACGUUUUUGGAAUGUUCCAUAUAUGUAUUUCGAAAAACGCUCACACAAAGCCGUAAAUAUCCAGACAAGGACAUCGAUACGGCGAUUACAUUGUGGCGAAAUUUACUACGAGACGUGAUGAAAAAAAUCAAGGUAGGUCUUUCAUUCAGUUUUUUAUUUGUAGUUCGAAGGCGCUAUGAAUGA